UGCCAAAAAAUCUUGUAGUGUUCAGCAUGAUAAUUAUGACGGAAGAGAUCAACGACAUUCUUUAGCGGAAGAUCUUUUGCCUCCUAGGCCUAUGAUGAUUGAUCCACCACCUAUCCCGCAACCUUUGCCUUCAAGAACUCCUCGUUUUACUUCUGUUGGUACCAACACGCAUGGUGAUUCUAACAAUAAUAAUAGAACAGCUAAUAAUAAUAAUGGACGACACAACCACAACAACAACCACCACCAAAUGCUUGCAAAUCUUCGCCAUACUCAUGCUACACAAUUUCGUCAUCUUUUUGCUUUAUUUGCACGUGAUCGUAUACGUCGUCAUCAUGAAGCUAUAGCUCAUCAUCGUGCUGCUGGAAGAAAUUUACGUAUAAUUAACAUUGGUAAUGAUAGUGAUUCUGAUAAUAAUGAUGAUGAAAAUGAAAACGAGGAACCAAAUUGA
This is a messenger RNA of Meloidogyne enterolobii, 448 nucleotides long. The record is from the annotation of a GenBank genome assembly. NCBI's taxonomy places the organism in Eukaryota, Metazoa, Nematoda, Chromadorea, Rhabditida, Meloidogynidae.